AUACUCUGCAACCAAUCACAAUGCAGUGAAAUAAAACGCCAAAAAUCAAGGUUAGAGCCGAGUCUGGUUAAAAUAUGGCGACUCUUAAGAAAAAAGGAAAGUCGAAGUGGAAAGAUUUUAAUGUGCAAUUCGUAAUCGAAUGGAUAAAAAUACUGUUGUUUGACCCAAGUAAGACCUGGGUGGUGGGUCUUGGUCUUUUGUUGGGAGAAAUUGUGGUAAAUGUGAUAGUCAUCUGGAAAAUCAAAUACACAGAAAUAGAUUGGGAGGCAUACAUGGAAGAGGUUGAGGGUGUAAUCAAUGGAACAUAUGACUACCAAUACCUGAAAGGAGGAACAGGUCCUUUGGUUUACCCUGCAGGAUUUGUUUACCUCUUUGCUGGAUUAUAUUAUCUGACUGGUCAUGGAACAGACAUUCAGACUGCGCAGUAUAUUUUUGCUGUUUUAUACAUACUCACCUUAGUGAGUGUAUUUGCAAUUUACCAAAAAACCUCUUCUGUUCCACCAUUUGCCUUCUUCUUCAUGUGUUGCACAUCUUACAGAAUCCACUCAAUUUACAUUCUUCGUCUCUUCAAUGACCCUGUGGCAAUGUUCUUCCUGUAUAUUGCAGUCAACUGCUUUUUGCGUGAUAGAUGGAAUUUAGGAUGCAUUAUGUUCAGCCUGGCUGUGAGUGUCAAGAUGAAUAUUCUUCUCUUUGCUCCUGGUCUGUUGCUGCUCUUGUUACAAACCUUUGGAGUGUGGUGGACAGUGCCAAGAUUAGCUCUGUGUGCUUUGAUUCAACUGGUUCUAGGCCUGCCUUUUCUUUUGGAUAAUCCCAUCAGUUACAUCACAAUGGCAUUCAACUUGGGCCGGCAGUUUCUUUUCAAGUGGACUGUGAACUGGAGAUUUUUACCAGAAUGGUUUUUCCUAAAUCGUUAUUUUCAUGUUGGUCUUCUGAUGUGCCACGUUACACUUUUGAUUUUAUUUUACCUGUUUAAGUGGACAAGAAAAUCAGAAUCUUUACAGUAUUAUUUUAAGAGACCUUUUCAAAGAGAGACUUUAACUUCCAAUCAGAUUGUUUAUGUGUUAUUUGUGUCUAAUUUCAUCGGCAUGACUUUCUCUCGGUCACUUCAUUAUCAAUUUUAUGUGUGGUAUUUCCACACUCUUUUGUUCCUGUUGUGGAAGACAAAUAUGUGGAUAUCGGCCAGGCUCCUUAUUCUUGGGGUCCUAGAACUGUGUUGGAAUACGUACCCAUCUACUGUGAUAAGCUCCAUAUCCCUGCAUAUCUGUCACGCCGCACUUUUAGGGGCUCUAUGGUACGCCGAGCCUCUGUUUACGGACAAAACAAGCUCUAGGCAAGAAGACAAGAAAGAGUGAAUAUUUCAAAUGUUAGUAAAAUCAAAAAUAAUCCAGUUUGUUGGUUUA
This is a messenger RNA of Stylophora pistillata, 1400 nucleotides long. RefSeq names its product dol-P-Man:Man(5)GlcNAc(2)-PP-Dol alpha-1,3-mannosyltransferase. Gene Ontology annotation, molecular function: dol-P-Man:Man(5)GlcNAc(2)-PP-Dol alpha-1,3-mannosyltransferase activity. Lineage: Eukaryota; Metazoa; Cnidaria; Anthozoa; Scleractinia; Pocilloporidae. The record is from RefSeq and is a predicted model, not a curated record. Gene Ontology annotation, cellular component: endoplasmic reticulum.